AUGAAACUGUCAUUUCCUCCAUUCACACGGGCGUGUGUGAUAUGUUUUGUAUCGUUAUCAGUGGGAGUGCUUGGACUGCGAUAUUCGCUGUUCGACGCGGUUGCGACGAGGCCAGCAGAUGGCGAGAAGGCUGCUCCGCAUCCUAAGAUGGCCGAUAUCAGCAUCCCAUAUAUCACAUUGGUACCAGGCCAGUCGAUAGUAUACCCCUGGGUUUUAUUAUUAUCGAGUUUUGUUGAGCAGUCAAUAGCGGGAUUCAUCAUCACUGGUUUGACUCUGGCAUUUGGCGGCAGAUACUGCGAACGAGUAUGGGGAUCUAAACAUCUGGCGAUAUUUCUUGCGAUCCAGAGUGUGAUUCCGAAUCUCGUCUGCUGGAUUUCUAUUUAUACAAGUUUUGUAUUAUCAGGACGGUCCAACGAAGGACAGUUGUUUCAGACUGUCAAUGGAGGAAUCGCAUUACAACUGGGGUUCUUAGUGGCGUUUAAACAACUGGUACCUGAACAUACCAUAGUCUUAUUUAAGGGACUGGUCAAAGUGCAAGUCAAGUAUCUUGUUAUGCCUGUACUGGUAACAUAUACUAUUUUUGGCGCGGUGACUGGCCGAGUGGCUCCAAUAGUGCUUUGCUGGAACGGGUUUCUAGUGGCAUGGGUAUACUUGCGAUUCUAUAAAGUAUCAUAUACCGAGUCAGUUUUGCCGUUAUCAUCACAAACAGACCAACUGGACUCACAAUUGCACCACCAGCAGCUACAACCACGAACCAAGAUCCGUGGAGACGCCAGUGAUACAUUUGCACUAGCCAAGUUCUUCUACCCGCGCCCAUUGACUGGUCUGGUAGCAUCCGUGUCUAAUCUGGUGUUCACAGCAUUGGUAUCAGCCAAAAUAUGUACCCCAUUCAACGACGACGAGGUCGAGGCCAGCAAUUUCCAGACCCGGAUUCGCACUCGAGGCACUGCCGGCCCUGCAGCCCGCUCCGAGCUCGAUAGCGACCGUCGUCGUGCUCUCGCACUCCGCGAACUCGGGUCCCGCCUCGAACAAUCCAACCCGCCCCUUGCAUCUCCCGUCGCUCCCUCACAACCUACUCUCAGAUUGUCUUCUUUGAACUUCUUUUUUUUUUUUUGGUCGCCCUUAGAUCUCACUAGUGCUGACGGCAAUUUAUACUCGAUCACAUUACACGAUUUAGAGGCCGGCAAGACUUAUAUGUACAAGUAUGUCAUUGAUGGCAACUGGACUACCGACUCGUCAAAGGAGAUUGUUCGUGAUUCGAGCAACAACGAGAACCAUAGCUUCACUACAGCUGAGCUCGCUCCCUCGACUGCUGCUGUUGGAGGCAGUUCUGUUCCUCCUGAGACUAUUGCAGCUGCUUCUGGUGCUUCUGAUGUUGCUGGUAUCCCAGUCGACUCGAAAAAUAUCGUCCGUGAGGAGCCCAGCAUUUCUGCCCCCAAAGAUGCUUAUACUCCAUUAGAUUUCAAGAAGGAGGUUCCUGAGACUAGUAACAUUGGCUCGGAGUCUGUUCCUACUUCUUCUUCUGCCACUGUGGGAUCCAGCACUCUUGGUACCCCAGCGGCUCAAGCUGAUGAUAAAGCUAGUGUUUUGACUCUUAAGAGUGAAGAGGCUACUUCCAAGCUUGUUGGUUUGGACGGUCAACCCAUCAGUAGCACUGCUUCAGUAACUUCUGGUCCCACAUCAUCUUCAGCUGCUGCUCCUACAUCAGCUUCUGGUUCUGCUUCUGGUUCUACUGGUCAAACUAGUGGCGGAAUUUCAGGUGCUGUCGUUGGAGGAGCUGCUUUGGCCGCUGCUGGUGCUGCUGGUUUGGCUGCUGUUGGAGCUAAGAAGGCCGGUGAAGCUAAAGACACUGUUGUUGAUAGUGUCAAGGGCAAGUUCAAUGAAGACGAGAGCUCUUCUACUACCCCAGCUCCUCCUACUUCAGCUGCCACUGCCACUCCUCCUCCCGCUUCUACUGCUAGUGCUACUUCUUCUGGUCCUUCAGCCAAUAGUUCGGAACUUCCUGCUGUGUCUAUCAACCCCAGCAAGGCCAUUCCCAAGACUGUUCCCAAGGCUGUUCCCGGAUCUGUACCAGUAGCUCGUACUGUGGCUCCUACUGGAUCUCUUGGAGUUCCCAAUUCUCCUCCUACCAAUGCUCAAGGUGUCAGUGCUGGCAGUCCUGGUACCUCUGCUGCUGUACCAGGAGGUGCUCCUGCUAUUACUAGUGCUCCAGUUUCUGCCGCCAACACCAAUGGCGGUUCUGGUCAAACCAGUGGUGCAGUUGCUGGUGCUACUAAGACAUCACCUCCAGCUCCUCAACCUGGAUCCCGUCCUGCUAUCACCACUACUACAAACACAAUUCCACACGAAACGGCGUCUAAGACCAUUCCUGGCUCGUUCCCCGGUCUUGCGCCAUCUCCAUCCCCAGAUGUGGCUCAUAACAUCACUGCUCCACCUGCUUCAGGCACUGCUACUUCUGGUAACAACCUCUACCAAACUCUCGACCCUCAAGCCAAGGUUCAAUCUGCCACUUCUCCAGCAGUGAGUGCUGCUGGUAAGGCCAUUGCCACAACUACUGGUGCUGCCAACUCUGCUACUGUCGAUGCCACCGCCGCUGCUGCCGCUGCUAAGGCUCACAUCACCGGUGCUGUGGAGACUGGUUCUACUACUCCUGCCGCUAGUCCUGCUAUCUCUACUGGUACCACUCCUGCUGCCGCAGGUACUCCGUCGACCUCGGGUGCUCCCGCAUCUGCUGGCACAACUGCUUCUAGCAAACCCAGCACGAGCUCGGCUGCUUCGUCUUCUGCCCGUGAGCCACUCACUUCGCUCCGUAACAAGAACUCACAACAGCUCUCCGAAUCAACCGGUUCUUCCUCAUCGUCCAAACGUAGAAGCUUCCUCAGCAAGAUCUUCUCCCGAAACAAGUAA
Messenger RNA from Sugiyamaella lignohabitans, 2907 nucleotides. RefSeq lists its product as uncharacterized. Lineage: Eukaryota; Fungi; Ascomycota; Dipodascomycetes; Dipodascales; Trichomonascaceae. The record is from RefSeq and is a predicted model, not a curated record. The transcript has 3 exons. Gene Ontology annotation, cellular component: membrane; Golgi apparatus. Gene Ontology annotation, biological process: retrograde vesicle-mediated transport, Golgi to endoplasmic reticulum. Bases 1 to 2907 code for a protein of 968 amino acids.